Molecule: messenger RNA, 996 nt
Organism: Hibiscus syriacus
Lineage: Eukaryota; Viridiplantae; Streptophyta; Magnoliopsida; Malvales; Malvaceae
Exons: 2
Coding region: 1-996 (331 amino acids)
Source: RefSeq, a predicted model, not a curated record
AUGGCUCAAAAGCAUUUGCACGAGUUACUUCAAGAGGAUCAAGAGCCAUUUGUUUUGAGGAAUUUCAUUGCUGAUAGGCGUUGUCAGCUGAAGAAAUCAUCACCCAAAACUCAUGUUCAAAUCAAUAAACGAAAACCCAUUACUCAAAUCUCCAGUUUCCCUUCAAAUUUCUGCAAAAGUGCUUGCUUUUUCUCCUUCCACGAUGCAACAACAGACCCCAGGAAGUCACCGUUGUUUGAAUUCCCUUCACCGGUUAAAAGCCCUUGCAAAAGCCCAGCAGCCAUCUUUCUUCACAUCCCAACAAGCACCAAGGCUCUUCUUCUUGAAGCUGCUCUCAGGAUUCAAAUGCAAUCGAAAACCAAGAACAACGGCGGUUCUUCUGGGUUAUUUGGUUCAAUCCUAAAGAGGCUUACACACCCUAACAAGAACCGGAAGCUUGAAACCGGUAAUGAUGGAGGUGAAAUUUCGACUGUGGGGAAAAACAACCCAAGACAAAGGAAAAGGUUGUCGGCGAUGGAAGAACAAAGUGGUCGGCCGAGCAGUGCUGUUUGGUCUGAGAAAUCCAUGGAUUUGGAUACUUCAUGUAGCUGCAGUCAUCAAUCCGAGGAUUUUGAAGAGAUUUUCAGUUCCAAAUAUGGUUUACAAAAUAAUUCAGCUUUUGCUUCCUUUGAUGAGCAUUUUUGUGAAAGCCCUUUCCAUUUCGUGAUUCAAAAAAGCCCUUCUUUUACUCAUCGGACACCACUCUUCUCUGCACCAACAUCAUCCCCAAAGGAGGACAAGGAAAAUUACGAAACAGAGAGCUUUCAAAAACAAGUAGAAGCGGAGGAAGAAGAAAAAGAACAAUGCAGUCCUGUUUCUGUUUUGGACCCUCCAUUCGAGGACGACGACAAACAUGUGGAUGAUGACGAAGAUGAUAAUGUCGACGAGAACAGUGGUUUUAAUCUCGAAUGCAGCUUUGCAAACAUACAAAGUAGGCUUUCUUUUUUAAUCACUUGA